Gryllus bimaculatus (two-spotted cricket) is the source of this 5979-nucleotide messenger RNA. The record is from the annotation of a GenBank genome assembly. Lineage: Eukaryota; Metazoa; Arthropoda; Insecta; Orthoptera; Gryllidae.
GGAAUUUUUAAUCCAACAAUACUAGUAGGUCUAUCGCUCAAUGAAGUGCUUCUCAAAAAGCAAUACAAUUUUUAAAGCCGAAGAUAAUUAUUUAAUGAGGAAAUUUAAUGAGGAAAAACGUAAAUUUUGAUUAAAUAUUCAACAUUUGGGACAUCAGAAGAACGUCUUCCUUCGGAUCGACAAUGCGGAUCAUCGGCUAAUCACUUGAUAGGAAGUUACCUGUGUUGCCAGAUGUUUGAUUCAGUUCUUCAAAAUCACCUUUCUGCUUAUUAAUAUAUACUAAUUUUGGUUGUUGAAAGAUGGGUAAAUAAUUACAGAUUAGUAUAACUAAUUCUGGUUCUACCGAAGUACGAGAUGAGUAUAAAAUUAUUUUGAACGGCGCUAUGUGUCAACGUUGCUCACGUUGCUUGCGGCCAACUGUUUGUUGGUGAUUGGUGGUUUUGUCUGAAGAAGGCUGGUCGCGUAACCAGUAGGGGAGGAAGCUCGAAGUCUCGAAUUUGUUGGGUGAGAAUUGUGUAUGAAUUUGGAAGUGGCUGUGUUAUAGGAGUAUUAUAACUAUCGACAAAAAAUAAAUGAGAUGAUGUGGUCUUGUUAUUAGAAAUGCCCGUGUUGCUUUAUAGGUUAUAAAGGAAUUGUUGAAUAUUGGAUUUAAGUAUUACUGGCUUUUGUUUUAGGUGUAAUAAUUACUUCCUUUCAUACUUAAAAGUGCCAGAAUGGUUCGACUGACAAUUUUUGCAAUUCUUCUUCUGAGUCUUGUCUCUGUGUGCUUAUCAGAAGAUGACAGUGAUGAGGCUGUGGUUACAGAAGAAAUAGAUGAUGUGGUUCCUGAUGAAGAAAUAGUAUAUGUUAGUCCUACACCAUCAGGUAAUACUUACCUUGCUGAACAUUUUGAUGAUGAAGGACGAUUCAAACAGAAAUGGAUUGUUUCUGAAGCAAAGAAAGAUGAUAUGGAUGAAGAAAUUUCUAAAUAUGAAGGAAUGUGGGCAAUUGAACCUCCUCAGCAAGAUGGGUUGAAAGGUGACCUAGGUCUUGUAUUGAAGUCAAAAGCAAAGCACUCUGCCAUUUCAGCUCGAUUGGAUCGGCCAUUUGUUUUUGCUGACAAACCAUUCAUUGUGCAGUAUGAAGUAGCAUUUCAGGAAGGACAGGACUGUGGUGGAGCUUACUUGAAAUUGCUUUCCCAGAGCAAGCAGUCUUCUGAUUUGCGCAAGUUCAACGAUAAGACACCAUAUACAAUUAUGUUUGGUCCUGACAAAUGUGGAACUGAUGUGAAGCUCCAUUUUAUUUUCCGUCACAAAAAUCCGAAUAAUGGCACAAUGUCUGAAAAACACUGCAAGAAACCUAAAGAUAGAGUGGAGGAGCCAUACAAAGACAAAAGACCACAUUUAUAUACUUUACACCUCCGCCCUGAUAAUAGUUUCACCGUAUUUUUGGAUCAAAAGAUAAUCAAUGAAGGGAACUUGCUGGAAGAUUUCACUCCACCUGUCAAUCCUCCUGCUGAAAUUGAAGAUCCUUCUGACAAAAAACCAGAAGAUUGGGAUGAACGAGAGAAAAUAGCAGACCCUGAGGCAAAGAAGCCUGAUGAUUGGGAUGAGGAUGCUCCACCUAUGAUUCCUGAUGAAUCAGCUGUGAAACCUGAUGGAUGGCUGGAAGAUGAACCUGAAAUGAUCCCUGAUCCCAACGCUGAAAAGCCUGAUGAUUGGGAUACUGAUAUGGAUGGUGAGUGGGAAGCUCCCCUCAUUUCAAAUCCUGCAUGUGAGGGUGCUCCAGGUUGCGGUCCAUGGAAGAGGCCGAUGAUUAACAAUCCUGCUCACAAAGGCAAGUGGAGGCCACCGCUAAUUGACAACCCAAAUUACAAGGGCAAAUGGAAGCCUCGUCGUAUUCCUAAUCCUGAUUUCUAUGAGGACUUGCAACCAUUCAAAAUGACACGUGAUUGUAAUUAUGGUCAAGUGUCCAACAUGAUAUUUGUUUUGACAAUAUUAUUGUGACUGAGUAGCAGACAAAUGGGCUGCUGAGACUUUCAGCUUGAAAAUCAGAAAAUUAGAUAAAGAUUCGGAAGGUGUCGUCAUGAGGUUGGUGCACUAUACCAAUGAGCACCCUUGGUUGUGGGCUGUAUAUGUCAUUGUAAUUGGCCUCCCAAUUGUAAUGCUAAUUGUAUUUUGCUGUGGAUCAACUCCGGAGAAAGCUGAAAUGAAGCGAGCAGCUGAUGCCAAAAAGACUGAUGCAAUAACUCCUGAUUAUGAAGAUGAGGAUGUUGUAGAUGACUCAAGGCCUUUGCAUAAAACUUCACCUGCUUCAAAAAGUGAUCUCGAAUUACCACAUAAUGCUGCUUCAAAUAAAGCAGACGGUGAACAUGUGAGUGAUGGAGAGGCAGAGCAUAUCGAUGAAGAGGAGGAUGAAGAUGAUGAUGAUGAGCCACCUCCACUGCAGGAGUCCAUAGCAGAGGGUGCUGGAGAUGCACCCAGAUCUCCAAAGAAAGUUCGACCCCGUAAAGAAUGAAUGAUUUGCUGCAUUUCUGUGAAACUGUUGAGUGUAAUUUCAUUGCGAGUGUGUUUUGAGUGGUAUGUUACUGUUACUUGAUGUUGUUCAGUUGUACCAUUCUUGUCAUGUAAGGAACUCCCAAGUAGUCAUGUUAUUGUUUUGUUAUUUGUUUGUGAGAAUUUGAUUAGUAGUAUUUAUUGCUCCUAGCCUGCUGACAAACCUUAAGGUUGUGAUAAUCUCGGCAGCAUAAACUGUGGGAAUUACACUCUAAAUGUUUGUUUUUUAAAGUCUUAUGAAUUGCUUUUAUGCAAAAUCAGGUAAUUUGACAUGUAAAGAUCUAGAAAGUCUGACCAUUUGCUACCUUGGUUGUUGGCAGCAGGCUAAGGUAGCAAUGUGUAUUCAAUGCUGACGCUCAAUAUGCCAAAUGGACAACAAGUUCACCGAAGCCAUUAUUGCAUUAUUGUUCUGAACAACUCCCUGCUACUUCUUUAGUCACAUUUUCAUAUUAUCUUCCUUCUGAUAUGAGACAACCUCAUAGUGACAGUGAACACUAUUGAAGUAUGGACUACAUGAACAUCCAAGUUUGAAUGUAACUAUUAAUCUGGUAUUAUUCUUAAUGUGAUACCAGAAGCAGUUGUAUUCAGAUUUGACAUUGACACCAAUAAUAAGAUUAUUAUUUGCAUUAUAGGAAAAAUUUUGUGGGUAUGAAGUGAUGAUGAUGGUUCCAAUUAUACAUAACAGUAUUUAUUGUUGUUUUAGUUCAAGGAAAUAUGUUGUUCAUUUGCACUAUUGUGUACCUCAAUAUUCUUUUUUUAAGCAUUUGCAAAGCAUUUAUAUAAGUGAUUCACUUAAAUUCAUUGGAAUGAAAUUACAUUUAAAUUCAUGAUUUGACAGUUUUAUUGUUGAGUAAUGCACUGAUUAAUUUGUUAAAUGGUUUCAAAUAUUUGGAUUUUUUCCAAAUGCAGCAAUAUUUAUUGAUGUAACUGUCCUUAAUAAAGCAUUUGAAUGCAAACUAUAUUUUAAAAGUCAAAACAUAAGGAAUGGUAAUAUAAUUAUUAAAGCUUGUCUCAUAUUUUUAAAAAGUAAUGGUCAAGAAAUGUCAUGGUGUUCUGUUUGCUUGUAGAUCAAACCUUGUAAUUCAGUGUUUCCUGAAGUGGUAUUGGUGGAAUACACUCAGAUAUAAAUAUAUAUAAUUAUAUAAAUAAUGUGGAAGAAUUCACAGUUGUAUUUCUGUUAUUGUGUAUCAUUUUCUGAAAAAAUUGUUAAAACACCACGAACUUCAGGAUCCCAUUUUUUUAUAGUCUUGCAUAACCAGGACAAUAACAAAAAUGAAUCUGAAUUUUAGAAAAGGGGUAUGAUGAGUUGGAUGUCAUUAUUGCUUCAAGAGACACUGGGUGAAGAAAUAGUAUUUUGUAAGCAAGCAUUGAACAGGUUUUAUCCUUUUCUUGAUGGGUCUUUAUUACACAAAGCAGAAUGUUAAACAUUGUAAAGCCUGACUGUGCCUACUGUUUGUGUCAAAUUCCUGCGAGAUGGGCAGUCACUAUAAGGAGUGUGUUAUUGGAUUAUAUAAGCAUUCCGAACAUUUCAACUCCCUCAAUAAGAAUUCUUGAAAAUGUUAUUAAGUUACACUUUUAAUUUUGUUUUCACAAUUUUUUUAAAUGAAUUUAAAGUUGUGUUUGUUGCAAAGUUCUGUAGCAAUCUUACUGCAGUGCUGAAUCCACAAGCAUAAAUUCAAGCUAGUCUUUAUUUUGUAUGUAAUUUGUUUCUUAUAUUACUCAAAGGACAAGCAGUGUUAUCAAGACGAACAGUUUUGUGUGAAUGAUUGUACCUUGUGAAAACUUUGUAAUACUAGAAUAUCUAAAUUCUUAUCAGUAUAUUAUUAUAUAUUACUAUAAUUAUUAUUUCACAUAGAAUACAAAAGAUUUGUUUAAAAUUAAUUUUUAUCAUUAUAAAAUAAUGCCCUGCUGUUGCUAGUUUAUGUAUUAGUAUAUUUGGUUCAAUAAUGGAUGAUAUUACUGCUGUGAUGAAUAUGAGGAACACAUAAGAAACAAUAACUUUUACCACAUUCACUUGUCAAAGACAUGCCUUUUUUUACGAAUAUUGUGCUAGUAUGUGUGCGCAAGUAUAGAAGUAUAUUCAUGAGAAAUUCAGCAUACAUGUUAAAGUGCAUUUUCCUAUUGCUAUACCCAUGUAAAAGAAUUCUAUACAAAGUAUAUCUUGUUUUCAAUAAAUGAUAGUGUUAGUAAUAAAUGUGGUCUUGUGAUAUGGGAAAUCUGUGAACAAUUAUCUAAAAUUUCACUGUUAUUAUUAAUAUUGAAUUUAUAAUCUCUAGUUGCAAGAAUUUUAUAAUUUUGGAUCUUGUUUAGAGGCAAAUUGAGGCCUUAAGUCAUAUGUAAGAUUCUGUCAUAUGUUGGAUUCUUAGAACUAAUUCAGUUCAUUAUGAAUCGGUUCAUAAAUCCUUUUUAAUGAAUUUCUUGCAAAAUGCAGAAACAUAAUUUUAAAAAAAUGAGUGAAUGCUUCUAAACAUCGAAAGUCAUGCUUCAAAGUCCAUAUAACCUAGCCCACAAAAAGCCCCAUUUUUUGGUUUCUUGUGAAAGUGCCUUUACAAACCCUUCCCAACAAACAUUUUUACUAAUGUUUAGAAGAAAGAUUGUUCUCUGUUCUGUAUAAUUUCAAUAUUUUAAUGAUUUGUAAAAAGUUCCUCAUUACAAUUAUUUUCUCCUUUAAUGCAGAAAUGUUUCAUAGUAAUUAAUGAAAUGAGUGGAUAAACAGGGAUAAAAUUGCUCAAGAGGUAUAUUCAAUAAAAGAAGCCACUAUAGAAGCAAGUUUUCUUGUAUACCACCAUUAUACUUUUUUUAUCUACAUGUUAUGUUCCAUAUUCUUUCAUGUCUAUUUAAUAAUUUAAAUUUUGAGAAAUUCAAACACAUCUUUACCAUUUGGGACAUAUAUUUGAUGAAGUGAUUUGAUGAAAAAGAUAUAUUUCAUAUAUAUAAUUUUUUAUUAUUAUUUUGCCAAAAAUAUUUGUAAAUGGAAGGUACUGAACAUAUUGCAAUUAAAAUAGAAGCUGACAGUCUUGAAAAUAUUACUUCCCACAAUAAGUAAAGACAAGUAUGAGAGAGAAUACUACAUGAAUAAAUACUGGGAAGUUAAAUAAACUAGUCACUUCUGGCAUAGUUUUGCUCUAACAUACUUUUUAGAACGUGUAAACACAACUGACGUUUUAUGUGAAAACACAAUUUAUUAAUGUUAAAUUUAUUUAACAUGAGCACAUUUAAACAUGUUAUUUUAUGUUCCAUUAAGUCAGCUAGCUCAAUGUUCAAUUUCAUUCAUUUGUUGUUUAUAUGUACAUAUAGGUACAUAAUCUGAGACCUGCAUUUUUGUUCAUGGCCAACUGGAAAUACCUUAGCUUAUGUCAGUGUUAUAGUUUCUUAAUUAAAUGAUUUGGGUCCUUUUCUGAAUUCUGAUUGAUAAGUGUGGAGUUUUAAUUGCUGCUAUUAACAU